CCGUGUUUGCGUUUCUUUAACUAUGAAGUAACUGUGCAAAUCCACCUUAAGUAAUAACAGGGCUGAGCGGCUGUGAGAGGAAGGGGAGGGAUCAGCAGUUGUGCGCUGGUGCAUGAGUGAGAGGGUUACAGGAACUGUGUUGGGGAUAUUGACUGUUUUACUGUAACGGGGUGAUUUGGCAGUGUAGCCGCACUACAUUCUUACUGAUAUAUGUGGUUAGAAGUGUCUGGAGUAGGCCAGCAGCAGCACAACCUAGAGGGAAGAGCUUGUGCUGGAAUCGGCUGAGGACCACACCCCCUGCUGGCGAUAUACAGCCAGGAGAGAAGAAGGGACUUCCUGCACUCACUUUAGGGGUACCGUGGGCAAAGGGGCUGAUACACUGAGACAUCAGGGGACAGCAAGGUGCCUGACAUAAUCAUUGAGGACAUUAAACAACUAACGUCUGUUAAAGUCAGAGAUGUGAUACAAAUGCUGGGUGACAGACGCAGAGACCCCAUCAUAACUUAUGGAAUACGGUUCAUUUAAACACUGAGUGACCGCUAAGAACACUUUCAUUUGCUGCAAGAGACAGUAAGGGAUGGUAACUGGUCGCUCCAAGAGACCGCCGAAGAAGUGACAUUCUUUGGGGACGCUGAUCUUCAGGGCAGCUCUCAUGGAAUAAUGUAAUGGCUUGCCUCACCAUGACUGAAAUGGAUGAACCUACAGCCCCAGCUGUUCCGUCUGAGGGAGAAGUCAACUUGAACUCAACUACUUCAAAGCCAAGUGAAUCAGGAUUUUGUAUUUACCUGUAUUAUGCUGCUGGGAAAUCUGAUGGGCAUAAUCUAGUAUUGCCACCAGGAGAGUAUGUUGCUGAAGAGAUCUGUGUUACAGCUUCUAAAGCAUGUGGGGUUACGCCUGUGUACUAUGGGUUGUUUGCACUAAUGAAUGAGUCGGAUAGAAUGUGGAUUCCACCUAACCACCACUUCGUUGUAGAAGAAUCUACCAGACAAAAGCUUAUGUUUCGAAUAAGGUUUUAUUUUCCUCACUGGUACUGCAAUGGAAACAGUAGAGCCUUUCGACAUGGAGGUACAAAGGGCUCGGAGAGCCCUAUACUAGAUGACUAUGUCAUGUCUUAUUUGUUUGCUCAGUGGCGAUAUGAUUUUAUUAAUGACUGGAUACCUGUAGCUAUCACACAUGAAACUCAAGAAGAGUGUCUGGGAAUGGCUGUUCUAGACAUGAUGCGCAUGGCCAGUGAAAAGGGGCAAACUCCACUAGAUAUUUACAAUGCUGUCAGCUACAAGACAUUUUUGCCCAAGUGUAUUCGUGCAAAAAUUCAGGACUACCAUAUUUUAACACGCAAGAGAAUAAGAUACAGAUUCCGCAGGUUUAUACAGCAGUUUAGCCAAUGCAAAGCUACUGCCAGAGACUUAAAACUCAAGUAUCUCAUAAACCUUGAAGCUCUACAGCCUGCAUUCUAUCCUGAGCACUUUGAGGUAAAGGAACCCUGCAUGGAUAAUACAGAAGAUCAUUUUGCAACCAUUGUAGUAACUGCAAACAAUGGCAUUCAGAUGUUAAGAGGGAAACACAAAGACAAAAGUGCUUUAACUGAUGAGGAUUUACAGACCUACUGUGAUUUUCAGGAGAUUAUUGACAUCAGCAUCAAACAAGCAAGCAGAGAUGAUUCUUCUGAAAGUAUUGUUGUUACCAUCAACAAAGAGGUCAAUAAAACUCUGGAAGUUGAAUUUGGCUCUUUAAAAGAAGCCCUCUCCUUUGUGUCACUUACUGACGGUUAUUACAGACUGACCUCAGAUGCCCACCAUUAUCUGUGCAAAGAAGUGGUGCCUCCCAGGAUACUAGAAAACAUUCAAAGCUACUGCCAUGGCCCUGUUUCGAUGGAGUUUGCGAUUAAUAAGCUAAAAAGGGCUGGUGGCCAGAAAGGACUCUUCAUUCUUCGAUGCAGCCCUAAAGAAUUUAAUAAAUACUUUUUGACAUUCUCCAUUGAGCGUGAAGGUACUACUGAAUACAAGCACUGCUUAAUAACAAAAAAUGUGAAUGGAGAAUAUAAUCUUAGUGGAGCCAAGAAAAGUUUCAGUACUCUCAAGGAUUUGCUAAACUGCUAUCAGAAAGAAACUGUUCGUUCGGAUGGGAUUGUAUUUCAAUUUAGCAGAUGUUGCCCACCAAAACCAAGAGAUAAAUCAAAUCUUAUCAUCUUCAGAAGCAACAGAGAUUCUGAGAUCUCUGCGUCUCCCACGAUGCAGAGGCACAAUAACAUCAAUCAGAUGGUGUUUCAUAAAAUUAGAAAUGAAGAUUUGCUCACAGAAGAGAGUCUUGGGCAGGGUACUUUUACUAAGAUAUACAAAGGUAAACGAAUAGAAGUGGAUGAUUAUAACAAGGAGCACAGAACAGAUGUACUUCUCAAGGUCUUGGAUGUAUCUCAUAGGAACUUUUCUGAGUCAUUCUUUGAGGCAGCAAGUAUGAUGAGCCAGCUCUCAUACAGGCAUUUAAUUUUAAACUAUGGUGUCUGUGUAGGUCGAGAAGAGAGCAUUCUUGUCCAAGAAUACGCACGAUUUGGGUCACUGGACACAUACAUGAAGAAAAACAAAAACUCAAUAACUAUUAUGUGGAAACUUGAAAUUUCAAAACAGCUGGCAUGGGCUAUGCAUUAUCUUGAAGAACGCAACAUUGCACAUGGGAAUGUGUGCUCUAAAAACAUCCUACUUAUCAGAGAGGAAGACCGGAAGUCUGGAAACCCUGCUUUUAUCAAGGUCAGCGACCCCGGAAUCGGUAUUACCGUCUUGCCUAAAGAAAUUCUCAUAGAGCGAAUUCCUUGGGUUCCACCUGAGUGUAUUGAGAAUUCAAAGCAUCUCACGACAGCAUCAGAUAAAUGGAGCUUUGGCACCACCUUAUGGGAAAUACUCAGCGGUGGAGAUAAACCCCUUAAUGCUCUAGAUUCUCAAAGAAAGCUACAAUUUUAUGAAGACAGACAUCAGCUUCCUGCGCUAAAAUGGAUCGAGCUUGCAAAUUUGAUAAAUAGCUGCAUGGACUAUGAGCCCGAUUUUCGGCCUUCAUUUAGGGCUAUAAUAAGGGAGCUUAAUAGCUUAUUCACUCCAGAUUAUGAACUCUUGACAGAGGAUGACUUACUUCCCAAUAAUAAAAUUGGGGCUUUUGGUUUCUCUGGAGCUUUUGAAGACAGGGAUCCAACACACUUUGAAGAAAGACAUCUUAAGCUCUUACAGCAACUUGGCAAGGGUAAUUUUGGAAGUGUGGAGUUAUGUCGUUAUGACCCUCUGCAAGACAACACAGGGGAAGUUGUGGCUGUUAAAAAGCUGCAGCACACUACAGAAGAGUACCUGAGGGAUUUCGAAAGGGAAAUUGAAAUCCUUAAAUCACUCCAGCAUGACAAUAUAGUCCGAUACAAAGGAGUGUGCUACAGUGCAGGACGUAAAAAUCUAAGACUGAUCAUGGAAUACUUGCCCUAUGGAAGUUUAAAAGACUAUCUACAAAAGCACAAGGAAAGACUGGACUUCAGAAAGCUUUUGCUAUAUGCUGUACAAAUUUGCAAGGGCAUGGAGUACCUUACCGUUAAAAGGUACAUUCAUAGGGAUUUGGCAACAAGGAAUGUUUUGGUUGAGAAUGAAAACAGAGUCAAAAUUGGUGAUUUUGGUUUGACAAAAGUAUUGCCUCAAGACAAAGAAUACUACAAAGUUAAAGAACCAGGGGAAAGUCCAAUAUUCUGGUACGCCCUAGAAUCUCUAUCAGAGAGCAAGUUUUCUGUGGCUUCGGAUGUCUGGAGUUUUGGUGUUGUCCUCUAUGAACUAUUCACAUACAGUGAUAAAAGUAAAAGCCCUCCUUCGGAGUUUAUGAGGAUGAUUGGCAACGAUAAACAAGGACAGAUGAUUGUAUAUCAUUUGACUGAGCUCCUCAAGAAAAAUGGAAGACUACCACAACCAGAAGGGUGUCCUAAUGAGAUCUAUGCCAUCAUGACACAAUGUUGGAAUAAUAAUGUUGACCAACGUCCCUCUUUUAAAGAUCUUUCUGUUCAAGUUGACCUUGUCAGGGAAUCCAUGGGUAAUUAAGGUCUGCAUGGUUGUAUGGACUUGGACUUCCCAAAAGUUACCAGUGGAAAAAGUGUAAUUGACUCCUAACGCCUACAAGAUGUAUUUAUUAAUGGAACAUAGUGGAAAGAGCAUUCUUUUUCCCAAUCUAAAUAUACUUGUUGAGGAGCCGAUUUGCUGGUUUAGCAGGAUAUGAAGACAUGAAGCAAUGAUAUUUUUCUUAACAUAGUGAGAAGAUAAAUUGUACAGUGAUGGCACAGCCAUGUUUUUUUUUGCCUUAUGUAGGCAGUAUGAACUAAACUGCUCUUUUUUUGUAUUACUGGGUUAUGUAUUUUCACAUUUUGUUUUCUAUGUGUACACCAUGUUUGUACAGUUAGCGUGAAACAAUGAAUGACAUUAUCAGUUUCAUCUUUAUGUUUUUAAAGGGCUUCUGUUCAAUGGUACGUAAAUAUACGUUUGAGUCUACGUAAAUAUACGUGUGCGCAUGUGUGUAUGUAUGCAUUUUCUAUGUUUUGUACAUUUGCAACAAAACAAUAGUGAAUAUAAAUAUAUUUUAUUAAAAAAGCUAUUUGCCUUCAAAAAUAAGUAUCAAGUAGACUGCAGUGUAUGAUGGGUAAACUAACUGCUUGCUGUGCAUUAUGUGAACACGUUACAAGAUAAAGGGAUCACAUUUUGACAUAUUAGUAAAUAGCUCCCAAUGCACAUUUAAAGGGAUACGUUGCGCAUAUCCUAAAUCACUUGAAUGGUGAUGCAGCAUAUCUGUAAAAAGCCGACUAGAAAAUAUCACCUUAACAUCACUAUGUAAAAAAGGAAGAUAUUUUGCUUCAAAAUCUCUUCUCUUUAGAGAGUAAGUGCUCUGUGAGUAAUUAUUCUUCAGCUACUCUCUUUACUGUGCUCUGCAUGAUUGUGGAGAUCAAAUUUUGCUUUACUGUGAUCUUGCGGGAUUUCACCAUAAUCACAAAAGAUUUCAUAGUAAACUAAUUUAAACCUAAGAGGGAAAUACAGUGAAUAUGCAUGCACAUGCCACACUCCAAUGCAAGUCCUGGAACAAGCAUCCUGAUUAGAUGGUUAACAUGCUUUUACAAAGAGAUGUGGCUACUGAUGAAAUUUUGAGGUAAAAAUAUUUUCCUUUUUACAAAGCCAUGUUUGUGAUAUUUUAUAGUCCGCUUUUUUCAUCACAAAGUAAUUUUAGCAUAUGAGUAACAUGUCCCUUUUAAUUUCUUUAAUGGAUACAGUGCAUUUGUUAAUCUACUUUGUUGGUAACCAGUUAUUUAAAGAGAUACUAAACCCAAACGUUUUCAUGAUUCAGAUAGAGCAUGCAAUUUUAAGUAACUUUUUAAUUUACUCCUAUUAUCAAUUUUUGGUUUAACACCUGGGUUGCACUUGCUGAUUUCUGGCUAAAUGUAGCCACCAAUCCGCAAGUGCUAUCUAGGGUUCUGAACCAAAAAUGGGCCGGCUCCUUAGCUUAGAUUCCUGCUUUUUCAAAUAAAGAUAGGAAGAGAACGAAGAAAAUUUGAUAAUAGGAGUAAAUAAGAAAGUUGCUUAAAAUGACAUGCUCUAUCUGAAUCAUAAAAAAAUAAUAGGGUUUAGUAUCCCUUUAAGUAAAAUUUACUUGGCUGAUUUAACAUUGUUCUAAGGAUAGCUAAAAAUAAUUUUGCUACAUAUUUGUGAGAUAUAUGUACAAUUGCCACAUCAUGAAAAUAUGAUGUUCUGACAUCUCAAUAUUGUCUGCUUUUGACAGACACUUUUGAAGUUUGCAAGUUCCAUGCUUGCUCAGGCUACAAGUUUGGCCUUUUCACAUUUUCUUUCCUUUUUUCCCCUUAUUUUUGUUUUAUUCAUUUAAGGGUUUCCCAGAAUAAUAUUUUUUAGUUUUUUGUUUUUGUUCUUUUGAUUUUUUUUUUUUUUUUUUUAAACAAUUUCCCUUUGGGUGAAUCUAAAUAAAAUCACAGAGUGGUUUCAGAACUGGUAAGUUGAAUGAUGCUUUGUGCCUUAUGGAAAAUCUCUAUCACUCAUAUUUUGAAUCAAACAUUACCAUUAUAACAAUUGAAAUUAAACUAAUAGGCAAAUUUGUUAUCAUCACUAUUAAAGUUUGUUACAUGAAUCUGGCUUUUUGUUUAAACAUUGUGGGCAGGAGAAUUGAAUGUCUUACUAUAUGAAAUGUUGUGAAGGAAUUCCAUUCAGUUACAUAUUUUAGGGCAAAGAGUAAGCUUAGGAAAGGUAGAAAAUUGCUGUAAGCCAAGAUGCUGCUCUAGAAGACAAAAAGAGAGGGGAGAAAAAGAAAGAAAAAUUUAACAGAAUUAUUUAAAAUCUUUGAAUAUUGCAUUGCAACCACCAUUGAUAGCAAUAAAUAACUACCUCUUUAGCCAUUUGUUUAUUAGGAGAAGUGACACAAUAUUUUUUGUUACAUUUGAUACUUUUUCACCACGUAAAGAUGACAAACAAAUGUAUUGACGUUGUAACCUUUUUUUUUUUUUAUCUUAUUGGUGAUAGCACAACAGUUAGUUAUAAUUUGUGAUUUUUUUGUUUUUUACCUGCUGUAAAAUUACAAUAAUUUUAACCCUUACCCCUUCCAUAGUCAGUUCAAUGUUCUUUUUCUUUGGAGAGUUAGAUGGUAUUUUUGGAGUUCUUACUUAUUUUUUGCACCAUAAUGAAAUGGAAGAGAUCCCUUCUAGUUGUGAUUCAUGGGCAAGACUUUCCAGAUUCGUCCAUCAUUUAUCUUCAAGGGUUAGAGAUUUCAUAUUUCUGGUCACAUACUUUCUCCACCAGACCAAAUGUGACCUUUCUCCACCCCAGAUAAACAUUGGCCAACCUUGGGCAUAUACGAUUUCUGCUUACUGAUAAAUCUUUUUUAUAGGGUUUUACAAAUAUUUGUUACAUUAUAUGGUAAGAGGGGGGGGGGAGUAAAAUAAAUGUAGUUUAUAAAAACUGGUCAACCAGCGGUUACAAGAAGCUGUUAUGUACAAAAACAAAAAAUCAAAAUGAGUAAGUAAAUGCCUUCUUAUCCAUUUGUUUUAAGAAUUGUAUACUGAAUAAGGAUUGUAUUACUGAUUUCUCCCAUAAGGUGGACAGUUUACUACUUUUUCAAGUAAGGUUGUUAAAGGGAUACUGAACCCACAUUUUUUUUAUUUCGUGAUUCAGAUAGAGCAUGUAAUUUUAAGCAACUUGCUAAUUUACUCCUAUUAUCAAUUUGUACUCAUUCUCUUGGUAUCUUUAUUUGAAAAAGCAGAAAUGUAAGCUUAUAAACCGACCCAUCUUUGGUUCAGCACCUGGGUAGCACUUGCUGAUUGGUGGCUAAAAUCAGCAAGCACUAUCCAGGUGCUGAUUCAAACUGGGUUCAGUUUCCCUUUGAGACUUGUUUUUUAUUCAAUACCAAGGUUCAUUUGCAUUACAAUAUAAAUGCUGCAUUAUGAAAAGUGUUAAGUAUACAGUACUAAAAAAACCUGACCCACAGACAUAAAAAUCCAAGGCCUUUUUUUGUUUUCAGUUUUGUUUUAAAUCUUGCCAGCUAAGCCUAUUUUUUAAGAAGUAACUGAACCGAAAACCCAAAGCUGGAAAUGUAACAUUUUUAGUUGGAUAUAAGACUCCUCUUCCUGUCACUGAUUUGCUUAGCUUGUUCUGUCUUCUAGGCAGAGAGCCUUGGCCUGAGUCUAAGGGCCCAAUUAUCUAAAGGUCUCUGGGCUUUAUUUAUUUAAGAAUACUCGCUAGUACUUCUAUUUCCCUGUUGGAAUUAUCGAAAGCCACAUGGUGUCUCACUACGGGUUGUGACAGAAAGUCUGGUUUGGUGAUAGAGGUAGUAUAUAUUAGACCAAGUUUAAUAAAUUUCACUUUACCAUUUUGCUAAGAAACCCCAGGGAAGUGAUUAGUGUUUUUUUAGUUGUGAAUAUUUUACAGCUGUUAAAACUCAGGUGUGGCUCAUGAUUACUGCUCCUAGGGUUUAAAAGGGAAGCAUUUCUCUAGCUAAGUAGAUUACAGCCAGACAAGGAGGUCUGAUAUGUUGUGUGAUGAAAAAUAUCAUGUACUAAAAGUUUUGCUGGAUUUCUGUUUGCUGUUACAUUCUGUAAAGGACAUUUGUGUUGCUGCAGACAGAGAUUUGCUGUUUUGGAAACUUGUGCAGAGACUGAAUCCUCUCCUAUUUGCCAGAACUCUACAAGAACUGGUAAGACUGUUCAAGGGGGAAGGGGGGUGAGAAACCAGCAGUUAUAUUUUUGCCUUACCUGUGAACAAACUGUAUGCUGCUGUUAAAGUCGCCUUGGUGUUUUGGAAGAAAGUAAAGUUUUGAAAACUUUAACUACAUUGUCCUCUAUUGCAUUUAAACCCUAGAAGACAGUGGUUUCCAAAGAUUCUUGUUACAUACGGUGGAGAAGGCGGGCCGCGCCACAUUUUAUGUCGGGUUUUAUAAUUUCCAAGCAAAAUGGAGGAAGUUAUUAAAGCACUGAUUCAGUCUACCACUGUGCAACAGGAGGCCAAUAGAAAAGCUGCUGAAACCGGAGACGGAGAACGCUAUGAUUAUGGCAAAAACACAGAAAGAGAGUACUGAAGUGAUGGUGCAACAGAUGGUCACAUUUCAAGCAGAAACAUUCAGGAAGGUUUGUGAGGAACAGCAGAAAGCCACAUGCACCUUGCGGCAAGAGAUUCAAACUAUAUCUGAGAGACUGAACUCUGAUCCUGCUGGUGGCUGUCAAGGCUCUAAAAUUAUACGAGCUAGUCACUAUAUUCAAAAGAUGUCUGCAGCAUACGAUGUUGAGGACUACCUUCUUGCUUUUGAGAGAACAGUGGAAAGAGAAGGAUGGCCAGCAACUGGGUGGGCGAGCAUACUUGCUCCUUUUUUAAGUGGAGAACCUCAAAAGGCCUACUAUGACCUAGAGCCGGAGCAAGCCAGUAACUAUGACAAGCUGAAGGCUGAGAUCCUGGCAUGCCUUGGAGUGACUGCUACAGUACGUGCUUAAAGAUUCCACUCUUGGAGAUUUGCAUCUGAUAAAGCUGCAAGAUUACAGAUGUUUGACCUCAUUCACCUUGCCAGGAAAUGGCUGCAACCAGAGGUUAACUCCACUAAUAAGAUUGUGGAGUAAUUGGUGAGAGAUCACUUUCAACGAGGAUUACCUGCUUCCCUGUGUCGAUGGGUCAGUUAGCGUGACCCUCAAACUGCAGACCAACUGAUUGCUUUAGUGGAAAGGUAUAUUGCGGCAGGAGAAGUUUUGCAUCUACCUCCAGCAGAUUUACCCUCCUCUCCUAUUUGCCAGAACUCUACAAGAACUGGUAAGACUGUUCAAGGGGGAAGGGGGGGGGGUGAGAAACCAGCAGUUAUAUUUGCAAGAUACAAGGGACACUCUUCUGGGAGAUAGAGUAACAUUUAAAUAUAACCAACCUGGAAGGAAAUCUAAUUAUAGUAUUAAAUGUUUUAAGUGUAAUGAGGUUGGUCAUGUUGCCAGGGACUGUGCUCUUAAAGAUGAACUGAUAGAUUAUAGUACAAGUGAUAAUACAGGGCCGCACUCAUUUCUGUCUAACUGUAUUCAUCCUGAUAAUAGUGAUGUCUCUCACAUGUGUUUGGUGACUGUAAAUGGUAGAAUGUGUAAAGCAUUACUUGAUUCAGUUAGUAUGGUUACAUUAGUGGCAACAUUUCCAGUACCUGAUGUGACCUAGAUCAUUUGCAUAAAAUGGGUAUUCUUUGUGUUCAUGGUGAUAAACGUGAACAUGCUACAGCUGAUGUAAAUUUUGAAACACAAUAUGGUCCUUUAAAACAUCGGGUAGGUGUAGUACCCAAUUUAGAUCAUGAGGUGGUGAUAGGAAGAGAUUUUCCUAAGUUUUUAGAAUUAUGGGCUUUAAUAGUAAAUUCAGCUAAGGAUUCCAAAGGGAAUGACACAAUUGAGUAUUUUGUGUUUCCUUUUUCUGAAAUUGAUUUGGAAGAAAACAGUUAAAGUAAAACUUAUUGCCCUAUGCCUGUAUUGAUAGACCAGCCUAUCCAGAAUAAUGAGCCGGGUGUUAGUACAGAAAACAGUGAGGAUUUAAUAGAUUUGGAGGUUAAUUGUGGUAAUUUUAAAAGUGCCCAAUGGGAGGAUCCCACUUUGGCAGAAGCAAGAAAUAAUAUCCGGGUUGUAAAUUGUGUUAUUUCACAGCCAGGAAAUCCAUUACCUUAUCCUCACUUUGAAGUAAAUAAUAACCUGCUAUACAAAGUAGACAAAAAGGGCACAGAUAUUGUUAAACAGUUUUUGGUACCUCAAGUUUUUCAUAAUACAGUGUUAAAUCUUGCACAUAGUCACAUACUAGGGGGCAACCUGGGAAUGGAUAAGACUAAAGAAAGGUUUCUUAGAAGGUUUUACUGGCCAGGUGUGUUUAAGGCGGUUAAUAAUUAUUGCUCUUUAUUUCCCAAGUGCCAGAUAACUGCUCCCACUAAGGAUUUUCGUAAUCCAUUAGUGCCUUUGCCAAUCAUUGAUGCGCCAUUCAAAAGAAUUGCUAUGGACUUGAUAGGUCCACUGGUGAAUCUUCCAGAGGACACCAGUAUAUACUGGUUGUACUGGAUUAUGCAACCCGCUAUCCUGAGGCAGUACCCCUACGUAAUAGUUCUGCAAAAUUUAUAGCAAAGGAACUUAUGCUUAUGUUUAGUAGAGUGGGUAUACUUAAGGAAAUUUUGACAGAUCAAUGGAAUCCUUUUAUGUCUAAGGUUACAAAAGUAUUGUGUAAACUGCUCCAUAUUAAGCACCUGACAACUUCAGUAUAUCACCCUCAAACUGAUGGGCUGGUAGAGAGUUUCAAUAAGACCCUAAAGAGUAUGUUACAGAAGGCAAUUGAUGUGGAUGGAAAAAAUUGGGACCUUUUAUUGCCUUAUUUAAUGUUUUCUAUCAGGGAAGUGCCUCAGGCCUCCACAGGGUUUUCACCUUUUGAACUUUUAUAUGGUCGACAUCCACAAGGGUUACUUGAUAUUGUUAGAGACAUGGGAACAGGAAACUACACCCUAUAGAAGUGUUAUUGAGCAUAUAUCUCCCUUAUAUUGUUUCCAUUGUUGUACUUAAAAAAUCUACUAAAGUCGAUAUCCUGUACAAGGUGUUUAGGGAAAUAAAAAUGAUUAGCCCCUGCCUUCCAUUGACGUAUACCGUCUAUAGCUAGACCAGUUAUCGCAUAGUCAGGGAUAAUUAUGUCUUCUAUAGUAGGUUUUAAAUCGAGAGACAGCAUUGUUUCAUUUAUUAGAAAAAGAUCUAUACGGGACAUUACUUUGUGUGUUUUAGACACACAUGUAAAAGCUUUUAUGUCAGGAAUUUUUUAUUUGCCAUAUGUCGAACAGAUUCAAUGUGUUACGGAAAGCGCCAAAUAGUCUUCAGGUUUUCUGCCUAUAGGACCUUUACCAGUUCUAAUUCUAUCUAUCCCCGGGGUAGUUGUCAUAUUAAAAUCACCAGCAAUAAUCACGUUCUUAUUUAUGUAAGGUAAAAGCUUAAUGUAUAGUUUAUCCCAAAACCCUGGGUCUAAUUCAUUUGGACCAUAUACAUUACAAAUGACUAAAGAAGUAUCUCCGUAUUCUAAUUCUACUAUAAUAAAUCUCCCCCCUGGAUACCGUUCCUGGAUUAAAAUCUUAUAACUGACAUUUUUUUGAAAAUAAUAAUGCUACCCCUCUCUUGCGUUUAGGACCAGGGGCAGAAAUUAUUUAUCCUACCCAUUUACUCUUAAGUUUUCUCAUCUCAUCAUCCUGCAAAUGGGUCUCCUGUAGGAGAGCAAUAUCUGGAUUGUUUGUUUUUUUAAUAACUUUAAGAUUAGAACAUAUAUCUCAAAUGCUGGAUCAAAUGGAGGCUGUCAUGCCCAUAGUUAGGGAACAUAUGGGAAAAGCCCAAGAAGCACAAAAACACAGUUAUAAUCAUAAUUCUAGGGUUAGAACAUUUCAGCCUGGUGACAGGGUACUAGUUUUAGUCCCUACAGUAGAAAAUACAUUUUUGGCUACUCAGCAUGGCCCCAAUGAGAUAAUUGAAAAGGUGGGUGAUGUAAACUAUAAGGUGAGUCAGCCAGGGAGAAGAAAACCUGAGCAGGUAUAUCACAUUAAUUUACUGAAGCCCUGGAAGGAUAAGAGAUAGCUGUUACUGAGCCAGAGGUAAAUAUUUCUGAAACCCUAUUUGUGCAUCAAAAGUAAGAGGUCAAGGGCUUUAUUAGAAGGAACAGAGAGGUUUUUUCCAUGAUGCCAGGGAGAACUAACGUAAUUAAACAUGACAUAGUUACAGAACCUGGAAAAAAGUUUCCCUUAAACUCUAUAGAGUUCCUGAAGCACGUAGGGAGGCUAUUAAAUUGGAGGUGUAAAAAAAAUGUUAAAACUUGGGGUGAUUGAAGAAUCACAUAGUGAUUGGAGCAGUCCAAUUGUGUUAGUUACUAAACCGGAUGGUACUUUACGAUUUUGUAACGAUUAUCGUAAAUUAAAUUGUAUUUCAAAAUGUGAUACCUACCCAAUGCCUAGGGUUGAUGAGUUAAUAGAAAGACUAGGAAAAGCACGUUAUUUAAAGGGACAUAAUACUCAUAUGCUAAAUCACUGAUGCAGUAUAACUGCAAAAAUCUGACAGGAAAAUAUCACCUGAGCAUCUCUAUGUAAAAAAGGAAGAUAUUUUACCUCACAAUUUCCUCAGCUCAGCAGAGUAAGUUCUGUGUAAAAAAAAAUAUACUUCAGCUGUUGCUCAGCUACAGAUUAAAAAAAAAAAUAAUGAAGAAGAAAUGAACAGCAGCCAAUCAGCAUCAGCAGUGUUGAGGUCAUGAACUCUUUUACUGUGAUCUCAUGAGAUUUCACUCAACUCUCAUGAGAUUUCAUAGUAAACUUCCCUAAACUAAGUGUGCACGUAAGCUCACUCCCUUAGCUGUACCGGGACAGACAUACUGAUUUGCUGCUUAGAAGUCCUUUACAAUGGGAUGUGGCUACUGAGGAAUUUUUUGAGGUAAAAUAUCUUUCUUUUUUACAUAGAGAUGUUCAGGUGAUAUUUUCUAGUCAGCUUUUUACAUCUAUGCUGCAUCACUUUCAAGUGUUUCAACAUUUGGGUAUCAUGGCCCUUUAGCAACAAUUUAUUUAAUGAAAGGCUAUUGGCAGGUACCCCUCACUGACCAGGCAAAGGAGAAAACUGCUUUUUCAACUCCAGAUGGAUUGUUUCAGAAUACAGUUUUGCCAUUUGGGUUACAUGGUGCUCCUGCAACAUUUCAGAGUAUGAUGGAUAGAAUUCUAAAGCCCCAUGUUCGUUGUGCUGCAGCUUAUCUUGAUGAUGUAAUAAUUUAUAGUACAGAUUGGGAAUCACAUCUUCCAAAGUUUAGGCAGUUCUUGACUCCAUUUUCUCUGCUGGUUUAACUGCAAAUCCUUCAAAAUGUACUAUUGGUUUAGAGGAAGCGAAGUACUUGGGAUAUACAAUUGGGAGAGGAUUAGUUAAGCCACAGACAACUAAAAUAGAAGCCAUACAAAACUGGCCCCACCCCCUAACUAAGAAACAAGUUAGAGCUUUUUUUGGGUUUGACUGGAUAUUAUAGAAGGUUUAUUCCAGAUUUUGCUACAAUAGCUGCUCCUUUAACUGAUCUUACAAAGGCAAAAUCACCAGUGAUGGUUAAAUGGUCUACAGAAGCAGAUAAGGCUUUUAAGCAUUGGAAAGAUGCCCUGUGUGCCUAUCCAGUUUUGGUAACUCCAGAUUUUUUUAAAGAUUUUAUAAUGCAGACUGAUGCUUCUGAUGUUGGUGUGGGGGCUGUUUUUUCCCAUGUGUACAAACGGGAGGAGCAUCCUGUAUUAUUUCUUAGUAGAAAAUUAAACCAACAAGAGAAAAAUUACUCUAUUGUGGAAAAAGAAUGUUUAGCUAUUAAGUGGGCUUUAGAGUCUCUUCGGUACCAUUUGUUGGGGAGGAAAUUCAGGUUGAUUACAGAUCAUGGUCCUCUCAAAUGGAUGAGUCAGAAUAAGGAGAGGAAUGCAAGAGUGACUAGAUGGUUUCUUAGUCUGCAGCCUUUUAAUUUCAUUGUUGAGCACAGAGUAAUUCUUUUGCAGGGCAAUGUUGAUGGUCUUUCAAGGGUACACUCUUUAAUGUCUAUGGUCGGUCACUCCACCAAGUGUGAGCUGGGGGGAGGAAUUGUGAAAGAAAGUUUGGUUUGGUGAUAGAGGGAGUAUAUAUUAGACCAAGUUUAAUACAUUUCACUUUACCAUUUUGCUAAGAAACCCCAGGGAAGUGAUUAGUGUUUUUUAAUUGUGAAUACCUUACAGCUGUUAAAGACAAUUACACUCAGGUGUGGCUCAUGAUUACUCCUCCUAGGGUUUAAAAGGGAAGCAUUUCUCUAGCUAAGUAGAUUACAGCCAGGCAGGAGGCCUGAUGUGUUGUGUGGUGAGAAAUAUUAUGAACUAAAAGUUUUGCUGGAUUUCUGUUUGUGGUUACAUUCUGUAAAGGACAUUUGUGUUGCUGCAGACAAUGCAGUCAGAGAUUUGCCGUUUUGGAAGCUUGUGGAGAGACUGAAUCAUUUCCUUUUGCCUUACCUGUGAACAAACUGUAUGCUGCUGUUAAAGUCACCUUGGUGUUCUGGAAGAAAAUAAAGUUUUGAAAACUUUAA
Messenger RNA from Bombina bombina (fire-bellied toad), 14564 nucleotides. It is a transcript of the gene JAK2, whose product is annotated as Janus kinase 2. Lineage: Eukaryota; Metazoa; Chordata; Amphibia; Anura; Bombinatoridae. The transcript has 24 exons. Gene Ontology annotation, biological process: hemopoiesis; cell differentiation; cell surface receptor signaling pathway via JAK-STAT. The record is from RefSeq and is a predicted model, not a curated record. Gene Ontology annotation, molecular function: non-membrane spanning protein tyrosine kinase activity; histone binding; ATP binding. Gene Ontology annotation, cellular component: membrane; cytosol; cytoskeleton. The coding region runs from base 666 to 4055 and encodes 1129 amino acids.